Molecule: messenger RNA, 231 nt
Organism: Pyricularia grisea
Lineage: Eukaryota; Fungi; Ascomycota; Sordariomycetes; Magnaporthales; Pyriculariaceae
Exons: 1
Coding region: 1-231 (76 amino acids)
Source: RefSeq, a predicted model, not a curated record
AUGGGGCCAGAGGGACGCGGAUACAUGUGUUAUGUCAGUAUCGGGGUUGCUUUUCCAAAGAGACCUGGCACCUAUGCGAUACAGACGCAGUGGGGCAUCGAUACACAACCAGAGACGCCGUUCGAGGGUAUCAGCCUCAAUGGUUUACUUUCUCUACCUGUCUCGGUCGUUUCCAGCUUUUGGCUCCUAGGAAAACUCGCAGGUAGCUAUAAACCCAAGCAGACCGAGUAA